Molecule: messenger RNA, 855 nt
Organism: Arthroderma uncinatum
Lineage: Eukaryota; Fungi; Ascomycota; Eurotiomycetes; Onygenales; Arthrodermataceae
Product: Grx4 family monothiol glutaredoxin
Exons: 2
Coding region: 1-855 (284 amino acids)
Molecular function (GO): 2 iron, 2 sulfur cluster binding
Source: RefSeq, a predicted model, not a curated record
AUGUCGGACCUUCACGAAAUCACUUCCGAGACCGACUUUGAAGCUCACGUUUCCUCUCUACCUGCAUCGACACUUCUCGUUUUAUCCUUCCAUACCCCAUGGGCAGCGCCAUGCACCCAGAUGCGCACUGUUCUCCAGACUCUGGCCUCUCUAUACACACCCACCGCCCCACUAUCAAUCUCCUUCAUCAGCGUUAACGCGGAGGAACUCCCCGAGAUAUCAGAACAAUAUGAAGUAACAGCCGUUCCAUUUGUGGUGCUGAGCCGGAAUAAUACCAUUAUCGAAAGCAUCUCGGGCUCUAAUCCGAUUAAAGUCCGUGAGGCUAUUGAGAAACACUACCAGUCAUCCUCAAGCGCCGGUUCGACAGAGAAGCAAACCAUCCCUCCACCGCUUGAGGCCGUUCCUAGAAAAAUAGACGAGGAAAAACAGCAGAACAAUCAAUUGCCACAUGCAACGUCGUCCUCGGGGCUGGAUACAAGUGGAACGAAUGGUGGUGCAGUAGAAGAUUCCCCUUCAAAGGAGGAACUCUUUGCUAGAAUUGGAGAGCUUGUCAAGGCUGCACCAGUGAUGUUAUUUAUGAAAGGAACUCCUAGCGCACCCCAAUGUGGGUUCAGUCGGCAGCUAGUCAGUAUCCUGCGAGAGAACGGUGUGAAGUACGGAUUCUUCAACAUCCUUGCAGAUGACGAUGUAAGGCAAGGUCUUAAGGAAUUCGCCGACUGGCCUACAUUUCCACAGUUAUGGGUAAAAGGCGAACUUGUGGGAGGUCUGGACAUUGUUAAGGAGGAAAUCGAAGCAAACCCAGACUUCCUUCGGGACUAUGCUGUUCCGAAAGGCCCUUCUACAUUACCCGCUUAG